This is a messenger RNA of Blepharisma stoltei, 1260 nucleotides long. The record is from the annotation of a GenBank genome assembly. Lineage: Eukaryota; Ciliophora; Heterotrichea; Heterotrichida; Blepharismidae.
AUGUCUGCAAACAAUACACUCCUAAUCUGCACAACUUUUCUAACAGAAGUUCUCAACAAAAAAUCUGGAAUCAUAAAUUCUGUCCAUAUCCCUCAAUUUAUUGACAAACUUUAUCAAAUCCUCACCCUUACUGAAACUCAGCUAAAAGUCAUAGUUAAACCAUUCGGCAAAAAUUGUUUACAUUGCGGAAGCUAUAUCCCUAGUUUUAACUUAUCUUCUGCUAUCGGCCUAUGAUGCAAACCAGCAGAUCAUUUCUUUUGCUCAACUGCCUGCUUAAAAAGGCACGCAUUAAUGUCUACUAAUAGCACCCUGCUUGAUCUUGACUACGUAAGAUGCCCAAUCUGCAGAAGUUCAAUAUCAGUUGAACAAAUAAACGAAGCCUUUGAAGGAAAAAUUGAAGAAAUCCAAAGAGACGCAUGUGAUCGUGCUUUAAACAUGCUAUUAGACGAUGAAAGCAAAGAGCAGCUUCUCCCGAAGUUUACAUGUCUGAUUUGUUAUACAGAGCUUAAAGUAGACCAAGGAAUCACAUUGGAAUGCGACCACAGAUUUUGCGUGAACUGCAUAAGGCAGCAAGUCGAAAUGUUAAUAGAGUCAGCACAGGUAAGUGACGAAAAAUUAAAAUGUCCUAAUUGUCCUCAAGCUUUAUCGGUAUAUGAAAUCGAAGAUAUUGUAGGUCCUGAAUUGUUUGCAAAAUAUGAAAAAUUCAGACUCAGAGGGCUGAAGCUGGAGCCAGGUGAUGAAAAUUCUUAUAUUUUUCAUUGUAGAGGGGCUGAUUGUGAGUAUAUUUGUAUUAUUGAAAAGGGGGUUAAUGAGUUUGAAUGUCCGAAGUGCAAUUUUAAAUGCUGCCCAAUGUGUAAAGAAGACAUUCAUAAAGGCAGCACUUGUGAGCAGUACGCGAAGUGGAAAGAAGAAAAUGCGAAAGGAGAUAAAGAGUUUGAACAAAUGCUAAGGGAUGAAGGGCUGCUAAAGUGUCCUGAAUGUGGAGCGGCAGUUCAAAGGAUUUCAGGAUGCCAGUAUAUGGUGUGCAGUUCAAGCCAAUGCCAAGGGAGAACUUUCUUUUGUUAUGAUUGUGGGAUAAAACUAGAACAAGACCAUGGAGCUCAUGACUGUAAACCUAGAAAUCACAAUCCAGCACCAGCUGUACCUCAUGCAAUUCCUGUAAGGCCCUUACCUUUUGGUAUUCUUCCAGGUAGAAGAAGAGGAGGCAGAAAUCCGAAAAAUCCGAAAAGGCCUGUGAGGCAUAUGAGGCAACUAUCAUAG